CACGUUUACUUAACCUCACAAUCACAAACGAACCAGAUAUGAAAAGUGUGAGAUCGUGACAACGGCACAAGUUACCAUCGAUUUGCAUUAAAUAAUAUGAAUUUAUUGUUAAUCGAAAGCUUUUUCUAAAGAAACAAGUCAAUUUAGGUUUAAGUAUUUAAGAUGUCUUUAAUUUACAAAACCGUGUUGGUGUUUUUGUCUUUAUCACCGUUCGUAUCAGCUGGUGAAUUAGAUUAUGAUGGUUGGCUGCAGGUGAGAUUAUGGCAUUCCUUUGAUGAUAGCCCGGUACCUCAUUAUACAGAAAGAGGAAAUGUUACAAUUUCCAGCAUCAGAAGUGGAGCUGCUAUAGUUGUUCAACCAGCAAAUAGUAAAGCAAAUAUUGACAAGUUAAUCAACCUUGCUGAGCAUGGUGGUAAAUACAGAUUGAAGGCAGUUGUACGCACUUCAUCUGGAAGUGAAACUACCUUCCUCUCCUCUGUUUUAGCAUGUCAUUUAUUAGGUUCUAAUUUGCAAGAUAAACUAUAUAUAUGGAUUGAUAGCUCAGCCGAGCCAGUAGCAGUGAAUUUAGUAUCAAAAGGUCCAUGUUCUGUGGAAAGUCCAAUGACUCAAAUGUGGACUACAGAUACUAAAGUUCAGUAUCCGGAUGGUGGACCUGUACCUGAUACUGCCACAUACAUUCAAAAACUGGAAAGAGAAAAGCAGGCUAGGGAAAGUGGAGAAGUCAAGGAUAACAGAUCUUUCUUUGCUAAAUAUUGGAUGUACAUUGUACCAGCUAUUAUAUUCUUUGCGUUGACAUCGGCGACAAACCCUGACGGUCCUGGUGGUGGCGGUGGUCAGCGUCAGUAACUACCUCAUGUUUAUUUCUACGUGCACCACUUUUUUAUCUUCUUGUCAAAGACGACCGAUUAUGGAACGUUAAAUCGUGUGGAAAAAUUCAUAAAUUUCCAAUUGAUCACAUCAACUGUACUUGCGUUUCAUCCAAAGCGAUAUCAUGUAAAUUUAAUUGUUCCAAUAAAAAAAACUAUUAAAA
Messenger RNA from Phymastichus coffea, 1030 nucleotides. It is a transcript of the gene EMC10, whose product is annotated as ER membrane protein complex subunit 10. The transcript has 4 exons. Lineage: Eukaryota; Metazoa; Arthropoda; Insecta; Hymenoptera; Eulophidae. Gene Ontology annotation, cellular component: EMC complex. The coding region runs from base 163 to 846 and encodes 227 amino acids. The record is from RefSeq and is a predicted model, not a curated record.